This is a messenger RNA of Tuber melanosporum (Perigord truffle), 545 nucleotides long. RefSeq lists its product as uncharacterized. The transcript is spliced from 3 exons. NCBI's taxonomy places the organism in Eukaryota, Fungi, Ascomycota, Pezizomycetes, Pezizales, Tuberaceae. The record is from RefSeq and is a predicted model, not a curated record. The coding region runs from base 104 to 316 and encodes 70 amino acids.
GCGAACUGUUAUCUCUAUAAUACUCGUACUUCUACACGCACAACCUCACAACCGGAACAGAAAGAAAUAAAGAAAUAAAAAAUAAAUAAGGGAAAAAACCAAAAUGGGCGGCGUGGCAUCCUGUAUCAGAUCCGUUUUUCGUGCGAUCGGGAAUACGUGCAUGGCCAUCGUGAAUGGUAUUGCCGGUAUCUUGAAGGCUAUCAUUAACGGCGUUGCAAGUGUUUUCGAUAUUCUUAUAUCUUGCUUGACUUGCCGACGUUCCGGGGGGUUCGGGAGGAGGAGGAUGAGGAGUCAUCAUAGGACUUAUGUUGCGUAGUCUAAUUCGAAUGAAGGGAAGAAGAGGUGGGAGUGAGGGUUGUGAUGAAUGAUUCCUUUCCUUUUGCUCUACAUUCUUUUUUAUAUUUUUGUUUUUGUGCUUCUGGAGUUGGGAUUGUGGGUUGGUUGACGUUGAUACCUCGUGUUUCUUUCUCAAUCUAUAUCUCUCUCCCUGAGUGCACAUGGAUUUUCAUCAUGUUAUCGUAUAUCAUAUUGGCUUGAUGUGCAAA